Molecule: messenger RNA, 2171 nt
Organism: Sesamum indicum (sesame)
Lineage: Eukaryota; Viridiplantae; Streptophyta; Magnoliopsida; Lamiales; Pedaliaceae
Source: RefSeq, a predicted model, not a curated record
CUCCAUUUUACACACACACGGACGGACGCAUGUAUAUGUAUAUAUAUAAGUGUAUAUUGUCCAAGUUAUAAUAACAAUAACUACCACAAUCUAGCUAGCUAACGGGAAAUCAAGUAAAAUUUCAAUGGCGGCGAAAUCUCUAAGCACGCCCAGGCUCGGCUCCUCCCUUUCUUCUCCGGCCUUCCAAUCCCUCCGCACCUAUAAGUUCCCCAUCCCUUUCCUCUCUUUCUCUUACUCUGCUCAAUUCCUAUACUCUAGAAACUUCUCCCUUUCCAUCUCUUCUCCUCAUCCCCGCCGCGCCUUUACCACCUCGAUUCGGGCCGACUCCACCAACGGCUCCGAGCCCCCGCGGAACUACGACUUCGACCUCUUCACUAUCGGAGCCGGCAGCGGAGGCGUCAGAGCCUCCCGCUUCGCUGCCAAUUUUGGGGCUAAGGUUGCCGUUUGUGAGCUGCCUUUUGCCACCAUUUCCUCUGACACCACCGGUGGCGUUGGUGGCACGUGUGUUCUCCGUGGCUGUGUGCCAAAAAAGCUCCUUGUAUAUGCAUCGAAAUUUUCUCAUGAAUUUCAGGAGAGUUGUGGGUUCGGAUGGAAUUAUGAAGCAGAACCUAAACAUGAUUGGAGCACGUUGAUUGCUAAUAAGAAUGCCGAAUUGCAACGCCUCACCGGUAUUUACAAAAACAUCCUGAAAAAUGCUGGUGUCGCACUAAUUGAAGGCCGGGGCAAGAUUGUGGAUCCACACACAGUGGAAGUGAAUGGAAAGCUCUACUCAGCAAAGAACAUUCUCAUUUCAGUUGGUGGGCGUCCUUUCAUUCCAGAUAUCCCUGGACGUGAAUAUGUAAUAGAUUCUGAUGCUGCUCUAGAUUUACCUUCGAAACCUACGAAAAUUGCUAUAGUUGGGGGUGGUUACAUUGCACUUGAGUUUGCUGGCAUCUUCAAUGGCUUGACAAGCAGUGUCCACGUAUUCAUAAGGCAGAAAAAGGUUUUGAGAGGUUUCGAUGAAGAGAUCAGGGACUUUGUUGGAGAACAAAUGUCACUAAGGGGAAUUGAGUUUCAUACUGAGGAGACACCUCAGGCUAUAGUCAAAUCAUCAGAUGGACUGCUGUCUUUGAAAACUAACAAAGGCACAGUUGAUGGGUUUUCUCAUGUAAUGUUUGCAACGGGACGAAGACCAAAUACAAAGAAUUUAGGUUUGGAAGCCGUCGGAGUGAAGUUGUCAAAAAAUGGAGCCGUAGAGGUUGACGAAUACUCUCGGACUUCUGUUCCCUCAAUUUGGGCAGUUGGAGAUGUUACCGAUAGGAUAAAUUUGACCCCAGUUGCCUUAAUGGAAGGAGGAGCACUGGCAAAAACGCUUUUUGCAAAUGAACCGACAAAACCAGAUUUCAGUAAUGUGCCAUCUGCAGUGUUUUCUCAGCCACCUAUUGGUCAAGUUGGUCUUACUGAAGAGCAGGCAAUUAAAGAAUAUGGGGACAUUGAUGUUUAUACAGCAAACUUCAGGCCUAUGAAGGCUACUCUUUCUGGCCUUCCCGAUCGGGUCUUCAUGAAACUUAUUGUAUGUGCAAAGACAAACAAAGUCCUUGGUGUGCAUAUGUGUGGAGAAGAUUCGCCAGAAAUUAUCCAGGGAUUUGCAGUUGCUGUAAAAGCUGGCCUGACUAAGGCGGACUUUGAUGCCACAGUGGGUAUCCACCCUACAGCAGCGGAGGAGCUCGUCACCAUGAGGACACCUACACGGAAGAUUCGAAGUACUCCAUCGGAGGGAAAAACCGAUUCUGAUGUCAAAGCUGCUGCUGGUGUUUGAUGUCAGGAAUGAAGCAUGCAAGUAGCUACAUUGAAGGAAACUAUGAUGGGGCUCUCAUUGACCGGCCGUCCAUCCAGAGACAGCUUGGAAGCUGGAAUGAGUUUCGGAGAUGGGAUAUGAUGAGUAUUGGCUCAAAAAAGCGGGGAUAUGUGAGGUGGUGGUGGCUGGCGGCCGAGGCACGCUACUCGGAUCUCCUGAAGGAAUGUGGGCCGACCCGCUCCUUUCUAAAAGGGCCAUGUCUUUUGGGGAAGGGGUCCAUGGAUUCUUCGCCCCACGCCUAAUAUGAUGUCUAGUAUCAUUUGAACAGUUCCAAGUUUCAUUUUGAACGGAAUCAAACGACGAAACAAUUUUCUUCAUAGGCAUGUGCCAUUGC